Messenger RNA from Darwinula stevensoni, 4848 nucleotides. Lineage: Eukaryota; Metazoa; Arthropoda; Ostracoda; Podocopida; Darwinulidae. The record is from the annotation of a GenBank genome assembly.
AUGCAUUCGUUGUUCUCCGUCGAGACGGUAUGGCAGGACGAAGUUCCUCCAAAGGGAGAUCAACUGAAUGGAUUGAAAUGGCAAGUGCCUUGCCUGGCUCCUGCGUAUUGUUACAGCGUCCUAAGAGCGGAAGAGGAUAUCAAAGUGGAAGAGGAUAUCAAAGUGGUAGAGGAUAUCAAAGUGGCAGAGGAUAUCAAAGUGGAAGAGGAUAUCAAAGUGGUAGAGGAUAUCAAAGUGGAAGAGGAUACCGAAGGACGGGUUGAAUCCCCUCAUGACAAAAAUUCUUCCUGUUUACCCAUUGACUUGGAGGGUCCACUUCCACCAAUAUGUCAAGAUCUUCCAGAAGGUCACUUGAGGAGGGGAAAAAAAGUACUCAAGAGAGAAGGGAGAAAGAAGGAUUGGAUCAAGAAGAGGGAACGUUCUUCCAUGGACAGGGAGGACAAGGCAUUGGGAAUCCAGGAACAGCAGAUGAGAUCCCGGGUUGGAACUGCCAAAAAGGAGCGACCGCAUGAUUGCGAAGUCUUGAAGGAGCUGGCUCGUAUGAGAAACUUGGAAAAGUUAGACGAAGACCCCCGACAGAAAAGUACGGUCUGCCUCGAUGGAAAAAAGGAUUUACCAUUCGUUGAAGCGGCCACGAUAUAUCAAGAAAAGUAUUAUCCGGACGUAGAGAAGUCCUACGCCUUUCCAGCGGGUUACGUGCUCCGCGUAGGAAAGAAAUCUCUCCAAGAGAUUUCCGACAGGAAAAAUGCCCAGGAAAUACACAUUCGACCGGCCAGUGCAGUCGCCAGAGUGUUCGAUUGGAUGAAGGAACUGCUUGCCGACUUCCCGAGUCUCGUUCUUUAUGAUUACGAUUUCGUUGAAACCUUCGGCAGGACGAAGGAGAACUGCGCCGAAGUGAUGACGGAAAAGGGCGAUCACGAUGUCCUUGCCAUUGCCCUGGAUGGCUCCCGAGUUCUUGCCCUGUUCUUCGAGAUCAAAAGCAGGACGCAAACGAGCAAGAAGCCGCCAUUUUUGGUUCACAUCGGAAAGGCCGAGCAACAGCUGGAAAAGAGCGAACGAGUCUUCCGCCAAUGGGUAGGAGCAACGGCUUUCACCCAUACCAUCCUCUGCAGCUUCGUCGCCUUUCCGUGUCUAUCGAGGACGGACGUGAAGAAGUCCUUGCAUUGUUGCCACGAGAAUAUCCUCACCGGUGACGACCUCGAGUCCCGAAGCGCCUUCAGGAGGUUCUUCGCGAGUCACGGCAUGAGGUUCACGAAGCAGACCCGCGAAGACCCAGCCGCCAGACGAUGCUACUUGGACGCGAUGAGGACUUACGUCGCAGCCUCCGCAUCCGUCCGAGGUCUGCCGAGGACGAGAGCGGAACUCGACGAGAGCAUCGACGAGAGGCUGGGUGAGGCCUUCGUUCUCCUCACUCCGCAGCAGCAGGAAAUCCUUGGAACGGAUCGGUCGGUCCUUUUCCUGGCCGGCAGUCAGGGCACGGGGAAAACCUAUGUGAUCCUCGAGAGAGCCAAACGGCUGGCUCGGCGCGGCGAAGCGGUCAGGAUAAUCAACAUGUCCGACGGGAAGCUCACCGAUCACAUCCGGCAGUGGCGGGAAACCCUCGGACCCGAGGCCGAUGUAAAAGUCAUGGGUUCGACGGAAUUCCUCGCCGGCUGCGAUCGCAGAACCGUCGAAUCUCUUGCCAAGUGCAUCUCCACCCGAGAAGCCGUUCACGUCCUGGUGGACGAAAUGCCGCUCAACUUCGGCACGGCAGACUCCGACCCGGAAAAGAUCGGACGAAAGUGGAGAGCCCUGGCGGACAAGAAGAUCCGCGGAAGCCUGUGGAUCGCGUGGCGCCCCAGCGACGAUUCCUACAAGGAGGCUCUCGAGCUGCAGCGGGUGAUGGAGGCCGUGGGGAUGGGGAAGGUGGAACUCCUCACGGAGAUGAAGAGGAACACCAAAGAACUGGGAGAGUUCGUGGUCCAGGUCACCCGGUUCGUCGAGAAGAGAUUCCCGAGCUCCGGCUACCUGCCGGUGAAGGGUUUCGAAUACGGACUUGGGAGCAGGGAGGAAAACGGCUUACCCCAAGUCGUUUACCCGCAUUCUCCGGAACGGAUCGCUUCACCGAUCUGUGCUUUACUGAUGGCGUGUGAGGUCGCAAUGGAUAUCCGGAGAUCCGCACCGGAUUCGCCUCCGUUAACCAUCAUGACCAAAGACAUAAAGGAUAGGAAUGUCCUGGUCCGUGGACUCGGUCAUCGCAAAGCAAGCGUCGCCUUCCUGGACCUGCAAGGCAAACUUCGAGGCUCUGUCAAGCCAGAGAUCCUCGUCUUUUAUGAAGGUCAAUCGAUCGGCAUGUCCUUCAAGCAUCUCCUCCUCCUCGACGACGCAUGGCAUCCAUAUGGCUCUUGGUCCCGGGUCGUGAGCAUGGCCCAAGCAUCUCUCCACGUCGUCACGGUGAUCUCGGCGGACUCGUUGCCCUAUAGUCGCUGGGAAGAACCCGAACGUAAAGGUCUCGUCGCUUGCAAACCCAAGCCAUACCAGAGGCGCGGAUGGCCCUCCUUCGAUCGUGCCUUUGAAUCUCUGGACGAGUCUUCGUCUCCGGAAAUUUCAUGGACCGACGGAAUCCACCUGCCAGAAUUUUUCCCCUCGAGAAAAGUUGAAUCCGAGCAGAAGAUCGAGCUCGUCCUCGGACCGAAUCGUUCGGGAAAGACGACGUUUCUCGCGGAGAGACUCAUGCGAAGAGCCGAGCAAGAAAGAGAAGAGAUGCGGAGAGCCUCGGAGAGUCUGCAUCGAGGGACUUCGACGAACGGAAGACAGAAAGCACGGAUGAUAUUCGUGGACGGCAAUAGGUGCUGCCUGGACUCCUGCAAGAGCCUCUCCACGGCCUGCAUCAAAGAGAGGUUGAAGAGGACAGAACCGAAGGACUCGGUCGAGGUGGUCGACAUCUGCGACCUCCUUCAGCAAGGAUGGCCUUCCCUGUCCCCCACCUCGAUCCAAAAUCUCCUCCAGCAGAUGCUGGCGGAUUGCAGCGCGGAAGGACGGAUGCUCCACGUCGCCUUCGAUAACGUCAACGUCCAUUCCACCAGCAUCCCCAUGGACACCGGGGGUUUGAGGAGGGAAUGGGAGUCCAUUCUUGAGGUUCUCUUGUCUCGAUUCCGAGACUCUCUGGGAUCUCUGGCCAUCGCAUACCAGCCUUACGUCUCCUAUCGAAUGACCGCCUGCGACGCGAAGGAGUUCGUGAAUAAAUUCCGACGCUUUCCUGAGACAAGGGUGAGGAUCUUGGGAGGGGAAUGCUGGGACGUGGGCUUUCCCCGUCUCUUCCGUCACGUUCUCGACCACGAAUCGCCUCGGGAGCUCAGCGUGAAGCAAGGGACUCUGAGGACGAAGCCGCGGCCCUCCUCUUUCGUCUUCGGGGAGAAGCCCGUCUUCGUCACUUCUCCUCCCGGGGAUCAUUGUCACGGGGGGUUCAAGUGUAUCGACGGUCAGGGCCGCGGAUGCGUCGCCGUCACGGCUGCUGCUGCUCGACUCGAUUCCCUUUCGUCUUCGGAGAAAAUCGUCGUACUCAUCUCGAGUGCAGAGAUCCAGGAGAUCUUCAGAGAUGUACUGGAGAGGGCGGCGAGUUUGAGAAAAAUAGACGAGGCGAUGACGAUUUGCCACCCAAAGGAUUACCGCGGAUGCGAGAAUCACACCGUGAUGUGCGUGGGCGUCGAGGACUCGUGGAUGGUGGAGGGGAUCUCCCGGGCCAUCCGGACCCUCCUCAUCGUCGACGGAGGGAAUCACCAGGUGGCACAGAGCCGGAUGGAACUCUGGCUGGAGAUGGAGCGGAGAGGCUUCCUGAUCCACCGAUCUCAAUCAUCCACUCCUGCCCUCGACUUCCUCACCGACGGGGAUUGGAGGGCGUUGAACAGGAAAGGCCACUUCCUCAAGAUCCCCAUCGGCCCUGUAAUGGAGGACGCGAGAAGAGAACCCUUCGGCGACGAAGGAAUAGAGAGGAUUUUCGCAAUCGGGAUCGGCACAGAUAGACGGCAGGGGUUGUGGGAAGUUCAUUCCUCCCCGACUUUCUGGAUCGAUGACCCUUACGUCAGCGACGACGUUCUCCUCGCCCACUCGAACAGAGUCAUUCGAUGCAGAGGAAGGAAAGUGGAAAUCCUGCAUCUGGAGGGGAAGGACCCUCGCGAAGCGCCUUACGGAUGGGACGAAAAGUUCCACAUCCCCAGCCCGUUCCUGGUGCAGGACUCAACGGGGGCGAUCGCGAACGGGUCUCUCUUCAUUCUGGGAGGCGAGAGGAAUCCCCGAGAUGCACGCCGGCUGGACCUCGGGGCUGGGACGUGGACGACCCUCCCCCCGAUGGGAGGAAUGAGAAAUGGGGCUGCCUCGGUGGCGUGGGACUCUCACACCGUUCUGGUGUUGGGUGGGGAGACCGUCACCCCAGAAGGGGAGGCUUUCCCCUUCAACCUUUGCGAGUUUCUCGAUACGAGGACGGGGCAAUGGUCACUUUUCCCGUUUCUCAUGCCGGUUUCUCUCCGCACGCAUGCAGCCACUCUUCAUCAUGGUUCUGUAUUCAUCUCGGGAGGCAUUGAUACGUGGAAAUCGUUAUCUAGUGGGAGACCGCGAGAAAGCAGGAGAGUAUGGAAGUGCAAGGCUGGUGGUCCCUGGGAGCGUCUCCCUUCCCUCAACAAAAGAAGACAUCAACAUGGAAUGAUCGGACACGGCAUGGGGGAACUCUCAGUCUUCGGAGGCAUUCACGUAUCGAGUCCAGAGCGAGCCACUGUCCUUCAGAGAGAGACUCUCCGAGAAGACGGAAAGGAAUGGACGAUGAAGGGAAAACUUCCCUUCACCGAGAUCUGGAAGGCGACGGAGAUGAAGUGA